AUGAAGAAGGUUCUUUGGGAAAAUGGAGUGAAAAUAUCAUUUGGUGUUCUUGGAAUAAUUUACUUUCUUUAUUUAAAAAGGUAUAUUAUUCAGGAGUGGGGAAUAUAUCAAAUGAAAAAAAAAGAAAGAGAUAUUAACACAAACAAAAUUCAAUUUUUUGAAGAUCAUGAAAAUGUGAAAUACAUUUUAGACGAGGAAAAAAAUAAGAGAUAUAAAAGGGAAUUCACUUACAAGAAGGAAGAGCAAUAA
Molecule: messenger RNA, 249 nt
Organism: Plasmodium malariae
Lineage: Eukaryota; Apicomplexa; Aconoidasida; Haemosporida; Plasmodiidae
Product: conserved Plasmodium protein, unknown function
Exons: 2
Coding region: 1-249 (82 amino acids)
Source: RefSeq, a predicted model, not a curated record